UCUCGUGCAGACGGAUUUCGUCACUGAUCUCCGUCCGCCAUUUUAAUCAACGCGGCACUUUAUUCGUGUUGAAGUCUUUGACCUUUUAAAUCCACAACCAGUUACGUAGAAAGCCUCGGAUAAAACUACAUACACUCCAAAAUGCAGGCCGAAGAACAAGGUGACUUCAGCACCGACGAGUUUGCAGAAGGCUCCAAGAUAAACGCGAGUAAAAACCAGCAGGAUGACGGGAAGAUGUUCAUCGGUGGACUCAGUUGGGACACCAGCAAGAAAGACCUGACUGACUACCUGUCCAAGUUUGGAGAGGUCCUCGACUGCACCAUCAAAACAGACCCCAUGACUGGCCGCUCCAGGGGCUUCGGCUUCGUGCUCUUCAGAGACGCUGAGAGCGUUGACAAGGUGCUGGAGCUGAAGGAGCACACGCUGGACGGGAAGCUGAUCGACCCCAAGAGAGCCAAAGCCAUGAAGGGCAAGGAGCCGCCCAAGAAGGUGUUCGUCGGCGGGCUGAGUCCGGACACGUCUGAGGAACAGAUCCGCGAGUACUUCGGCGCUUAUGGAGAAAUUGAAAACAUUGAGCUCCCCAUCGACACCAAAACAAACGAAAGACGGGGUUUCUGCUUCGUGACGUACGUUUUAGAGGAUCCCGUUCAGCAGCUGCUGGAGAACAGAUACCAUCAGAUUGGAUCAGGGAAGUGUGAGGUCAAGGUUGCGCAGCCUAAAGAGGUGUACAGACAGCAGCAGGGCCGAGCGGACCGGGGCUUCGGAGGAGGACGAGGGGGCUUCAGGGGCCGAGGAAGAGGACAGGGCCAGGGCUAUAAUCAAGGCUACAGCAGCUACUACGGCCAGAACUACGGAGGCUACGGUGACGGAUACAGCCAGGGCUACAACGGCUAUUCUGGCUAUGACUAUUCAGGAUACAACUAUCCGAAUUACGGCUAUGGACAAGGCUAUGAUGAUUACAGUGGUCAACAGAGCAGUUAUGGCAAGGCCUCGCGGGAAAGCGGCACCCAUCAGAACAGCUACCAGCCGUAUUGAUAAAGUGGCUAACACGUUCAUGCGGGGACUUCAUUGCAGGCCGUGUGUCGCCUGACCACGUCAUUCUCUGGGCGUCGCAGAGAGCACGGCAUGCACGAGAAACGCUGUCCUGUGGUAUGGUCUCUUCAAACUUCCUGUACCAGCGUAAAACAAACACAAAGCAAAGGAGAUUCCCCCAUUUGCCUUAAGUUGUUGGUUUCCGUUAACUGUUCCAAAUGUGUUUCUUCCAGGACUUUAUUAACGUAACCUAAAAGUGAUUCAUAACUUCUCUUUUUUCAAUUGUAGUGCUCUUGUGUUUCAGUUGUGGAGCUUCAGUGGUUUAUUAUUUGUAUUUCUUUGGUUUCGAUCACACCUCCCUUGUAUAAAUAAAUGCAUAAACUCUCUCAUAAUGCUUGCUUUUUCUUUAGAGGCCAUAGAGAAACUUCAAAUGGGUUCACCUCAAAGGCUUUUCCUUAAGUGUAGCCUUUAAAGAUCAUAUGUAAAGUGGGUUUUUGCCAAGCCAUUGAAAGCUGACUAAUCUGUGUUAGACAGAUGUCACGUAUGGGCCGAAUGCAAAUAAUGAUUUUGGGUUUAAAGGGAAGAUGCUUGGCUCGCUCCUCGAUUGGUCCACCAACCGCCUGGAGCUCAAGCUUUUGCUGUUUUGUCAAUCUAAGACGCCGUCCAACAUAUGAUCUUUAAUCCCUAAUGAUGGUUUUCCUAGUUUAAAAUCGACAGCUCAAGAAGUUAAACACUGAAACAUGGACGUGCUGUUGUUGUUUUUUCAUGAACAUGUCCAAAUCAGAGUUGUUCAUCUUGCGUAUCUUCUCUUGUAGGUCGGCAGGCUGACUUCGACAUUGCUCCUCGGAGGAUUCCUGUCCUUAAACAACCAUUAAAAAACAUUGUCCAGUGUCUAAACCUUGUAAAUAGCGAGGCGUUUUGUUUCCAAGUUUGUCUUGAACCUGUAGGUUUUGUGCUGAUGUGUUCUUAAGUCUCGAAUAGAGAAAGUGUCCUUUAUUUUGUAUUUUAGUUCUUUUCCUGAAGGUUUUUGCAUAAAGGGAUUAAAACUUGAGAAAAAUGA
Carassius gibelio (silver crucian carp) is the source of this 2092-nucleotide messenger RNA. Its product is annotated as heterogeneous nuclear ribonucleoprotein D-like. The record is from RefSeq and is a predicted model, not a curated record. The coding region runs from base 142 to 1035 and encodes 297 amino acids. Lineage: Eukaryota; Metazoa; Chordata; Actinopteri; Cypriniformes; Cyprinidae. The transcript has 8 exons. Gene Ontology annotation, cellular component: nucleoplasm. Gene Ontology annotation, molecular function: poly(A) binding; poly(G) binding. Gene Ontology annotation, biological process: regulation of gene expression.